UUAGUUGAGGGUAUAAUUGUCCUCUUACGUUUUCCUCCAAUGUUUUUCACUAUAAUUACUAAAGUAAUAUUUCAACUUUGGCAAUCUAAUUCCUUACGUAUACUCUUCUAAUCUAUCUGAAAAUAAUUCGAUUUUAUUUUUUUCUAUUUGAUCGAAGCAAAAAUUAAAUUGUGAAUUUUGGAUUUUUUAAUUAAUGGAUGGGAAUAAUUGGAGGGCGGCUCAGGGUGGUGGUGACACUGGCGCUGCCGGAGGUGCCGCCGGAACGGUCGCCGGAGCUAUGGAUUCCGGUGAUUGGAGGACUCAACUUUUGCCCGAUUCUCGCCAAAGGAUUGUCAACAAGAUAAUGGAGACCUUAAAGAGGCAUCUUCCUGUAUCUGGGCAAGAAGGAGUACAGGAGCUUAAGAAAAUCGCUGUGAGGUUUGAGGAAAAGAUUUAUAGUGCUGCUACAAGUCAGCAAGAUUAUCUGCGGAAGAUAUCUUUAAAGAUGCUGACAAUGGAGACAAAAUCUCAAAAUCCUAUGACCAAUUCUGUUCAGCCCAAUUCUGCAAGUAGCGGUCAGAAUGCCCUUGGCCCAGGAUCCAACAGCAUGCAAUCCCAAGUUAACAGCCAAGCGCAGCAACUUCCUGGACCGAUGGUGACCAAUCAAACUCAAACACGACAACCACUGUUGCAGCAAAACAUUCAGAACAACAUGGCAUCAACUGGGCUGCAAAAUUCCGCUAGCUUGACUCCCGCCCUGCCUCCAGGGAGUAAUUUGACUCAUGGUGCCAUGCCAAAUGUCGUGGGCCAGAAUUCAAAUUUGCAAAACAUGCCAAAUGUUGGUCAAAACUCAGUAGGAAAUGCCAUAGGGCAGGGGAUGCCUCCCAAUAUGGUUGCUAAUUCUCAGAGGCAGAUGCAGGGAAGACAACAACAGGUUGCUUCUCAACAGCAGCAGCAGUUUUACCAGCAACAGCUGCAUCAUCAAAUGAUAAAGCAAAAAUUUCAGCCAGGAAACACGUCACAGUCCUUGAUGCAAUCUCACAUGCAGCAACAGCCGCAGGAGCAGCAACAACAACAACAACAACCGCAGCAGCAACAAAACCUUCUACAACCUACUCAGACGCAACCUUCUCAGCAAGCUAUGAUGCAACCUUCUUCAAUGCAGUCAACUUCUUUGUCCAACCUUCAGCAGAAUCAACAGUCUACUGUCCAACAGUCCACUCAAUCUGUUCUUCACCAACGGCAACAAUCAGUUAUGAGACAGCAGCAGACUCCCAUGCUUCAUCAACAGCAAUCGUCAAUGCUACAGCAACCAAUUUUACCAGCGCAACAGCAGCAGCAGCAGCAGCUGAUUGCACAACAGACGAAUGUUGCAAAUCUCCAGCAGAACCAAUUGAUAGGUCAACAGAACACGAUGUCUGAUGUGCAGCAGAGGCUAGUGGGCCAACAGAACAACUUAAACAGUCUGCAGCAGCAGCAGCAGCAGCAGUUACUUAAUCAGCAAAACAACUUUCAAAAUAUGCAUCAGCAACAGUUGGGCUCUCAAAGUAAUAUUGCUGGGGUCCAGCAGCAACAGCUGUCUGGAAGUCAACAACCUGGUAACUCUGGCUUGACUUCUAAUCAGCACCCUAUCCAUAUGAUGCAACAACCAAAAGUUCCUGUUCAACAACAAAUGCUUCAGAGUUCUACAACAGUGUUACCAAGUCAAGGUCAACAAUCGCAGUCGCAGCCAGCACAACAGCAAAUGAUGUCUCAGAGUCAAUCACAACCAGGACAGUUACAACCACCUUUGGGUUUGCAGCAACAGACAAAUCAAUUGCAAAGGGAAAUGCAACAGAGGCUUCAACCAUCAGCUCCCUUUCUUCAACAACAUAAUGCAAUGGAACAGCAGAAGCAACUAUAUCAAUCACAAAGAGCCGCACCGGAAGCCUCAUCAACAUCUUUAGAUUCUACUGCUCAGACGGGAAAUGCAAAUGCAGCUGAUUGGCAGGAGGAGGUGUACCAAAAGAUAAAGUCUAUGAAGGAGACGUAUUUGUCAGAGCUCAAUGAUCUAUACCAGAAAAUUGCUACUAAAGUUCAGCAGCAUGAUUCUCUUCCUCAGCGUCCUCAAAAUGAGCAAAUUGAAAAGCUCAAGAUGUUCAAGAUGACGUUGGAACGCAUUGUGCUUUUCCUGCGGCUUAACAAGCAUGAUAUUCAGCCUACUCACAAGGAGAAACUGUUUUCAGUUGAGAGGCACAUAAGUUUCUUUCUUAGUUCCAAUAGGCCACGGAAGCCUUCUUCUUCCCCACUGCAGGGACAACUUCCUCCGUCUUCCAUGCAGCUUCAGCAACCGCAAUCUCUGGAUGGUCAAACUAAUUCAUCGAUGCAACCAGUACAAGGUUCCAUGGCAGGAAUGCAACAGAAUAAUCUCACCAACUUGCAACAUAACUCCUUGUCUGGCGUACCAACAAUUUCCAACACUCAGCAACACAUGAUAAAUACAGUACAGCCGGGUUCCAGUGUGGAUUUGGGACAGGGUAAUUCAUUGAACUCACUGCAGCAGGUGGCUACUGGCUCUUUACAGCAGAAUCCUGUUAACAGCCCUCAGCAAGUUAACAUAAGCUCUGUAAGUUCACAAAGUGGAACAAACCCCGUACAGGCAGGCCUCGGUUCUCUACAGCAAAAUUCAAACACCCUGCAACAGUCACUUCCUAAACAACACGAGCACCAAAUGUUGCAGAACCAGCAACAAUUAAGACAGCAGUACCACCAUAGGCAGAUGCAACAGCAAAUUUAUCAAAGACAGCAGUUAAUACAACAGCAGCAAGCAAAGCAACAGCAGAAUGCGCUAAUGCCAACCCACCAGCUGUCACAGCUUCAUCAGAUGACUGAUCCUAAUGACCUGAAGAUGAGGCAGCAAAUGGGAAUGAAACCUGGAGUGUUACAGCAACAGCAGUCAGUUGGCCAACGUGUUGGAUCUCAUCAUCCCCAAUUGAAGCCAGGAAUAUCUUCACCUCAACUCCAUCAGGCACUAUCUCCUCAGCUUACCCAACACCCUUCUCCGCAAAUUGACCAACAAAAUAUGUUGGCAUCUCUUACCAAAGGUGGGACUCCUCUCCAAUCUGCAAGCUCACCAUUUGUUGUCCCAUCUCCUUCGACUCCCUUGGCUCCAUCUCCAAUGCCGGGGGAUUCUGAAAAAGUUUGUGCUGGCCUUGCAUCACAUACCACAGCUGGAAAUACAAUGCAUCAGCAAGCUACUGUUGCCUCUGCACCUGCACAAUCCCUUGCAAUUGGUACUCCUGGGAUAUCAGCCUCACCUUUGCUUGCUGAGUUUACUCCUCUAGAUGGUACACAUGGCAAUGUCUUAUCUACUGUUUCUGGCAAGCCAAAUGUUGAACAACCAUUGGAACGCUUGAUGAAAGUGGUUAAAAACAUGUCCGCCAAAGCAUUGGAUUCUUCAGUUAGUGACAUCAGUUCAGUUGUCAGUAUGAUUGAUAGAAUAGCAGGAUCCGCACCAGGAAAUGGAUCUAGAGCAGCUGUUGGUGAAGAUCUGGUUGCCAUGACAAAAUGUCGUCUCCAAGCGAGAAACUACUUUACGCAGGAUGGACCUACAGGAACAAAGAAAAUGAAGCGAUAUACGACUUCCAAUGUAGUUUCAUCAAGCGGCAGUUUAAAUGACAGGUUCUGGCAGCUGAAUUGUUCUGAAGCACCCGAGUUAGAAUCAACAGCAACGUCCGAUGUUAAAAGACCUAGACUAGAGGUUAAUCAUGCACUGGUUGAAGAGAUACAAGAUAUCAAUAGGAAACUUAUCGACACUGUUGUAGAAAUUUGUGAUGAAGGUGUUGAUCCAAGUGCUCAAACUGCUGCAACAGAGGGUGGUGAAGGCACUACUGUUAAGUGUUCCUUCACUGCUGUUGCAUUGAGUCCAAACUUAAAAGCACUGUAUGCUUCAGCACAAAUGUCUCCAAUUCAGCCUUUGAGAUUGCUCGUUCCAAUUAAUUAUCCAAACUGCUCUCCGAUUUUGUUGGACAAGUUUCCAGUUGAAGUUAGUAAAGAGUAUGAAGAUCUAUCCAUGAAGGCCAAGUCAAGGUUUAGUGUCUCUCUGCGAAGUCUUUCAGAGCCGAUGUCUUUGAAAGACAUAGCCAGGACUUGGGAUGCUUGCGCUCGUGCUGUAAUUUCUGAUUAUUCACAGCUAAGUGGAGGAGGAACCUUCAGCUCAAAGUAUGGUUCUUGGGAGGAUUGUCCGACUACAGCAUGAUCAAAGACUAAAUUAUGAGGUUUUCUUGACCCGCCUUUGGCCUUGCUCUCUUGCUGCUGCCUCCUAGUUACCGGUGGUGAACCGCUUAUUUAUCUGGCUGCUUCAGUUAAACUCUGAAAUUCCUUUGUAUAUACUGGAUUUUGCUGGAUAAUUUUUUGCACCCCCUUGAGUUGUUUUGCUUAAAAUGACAAUUUUGUGUUGGAUAUUUAUGAACUUAGUGAAAUUUACUCUUUAAAUCA
Molecule: messenger RNA, 4455 nt
Organism: Capsicum annuum
Lineage: Eukaryota; Viridiplantae; Streptophyta; Magnoliopsida; Solanales; Solanaceae
Product: mediator of RNA polymerase II transcription subunit 15a
Exons: 11
Coding region: 194-4216 (1340 amino acids)
Biological process (GO): regulation of DNA-templated transcription
Molecular function (GO): transcription coactivator activity; chromatin DNA binding
Source: RefSeq, a predicted model, not a curated record